Mytilinidion resinicola is the source of this 4983-nucleotide messenger RNA. RefSeq lists its product as uncharacterized. Gene Ontology annotation, molecular function: transcription coregulator activity. The transcript is spliced from 4 exons. The coding region runs from base 1 to 4983 and encodes 1660 amino acids. The record is from RefSeq and is a predicted model, not a curated record. Gene Ontology annotation, biological process: regulation of transcription by RNA polymerase II. Gene Ontology annotation, cellular component: mediator complex. NCBI's taxonomy places the organism in Eukaryota, Fungi, Ascomycota, Dothideomycetes, Mytilinidiales, Mytilinidiaceae.
AUGGAAUUCCUCAAGACUUGCAAGACUAACGUGCAAGCUGUCGGCGAAUUUGAAGCUGUCGCAUACCAGGCAUUCUCACUCAAAAGAAUAACAACUACCUCUCCGAAUCCGUUAGAUGAGAAAAGAGGCCCAUCUGAGGAUCUGAGCACUGUCGAAAGCACUCUUAGGCAAGCCCGCCAUUUAGUUUUCCAUGACACUGCGCGCUCAUGGCUCUGGCUAUUCCGGCCUACGACGCCAGACAAGGCCACGCAGACCUCUGCAGCAUCUCCUGUCCUCGAAGGGUAUGAAUUUCAUGCGGAAAUAUCAGGAUUGGCGAGGGCUGCUGAACUCGCACGAGCACCCGCACGACCUUCUAAUCCCCCAAACUCUGCGACCUCGACAAAUCCUCCUCCAAGCGCUCUUCGCGCCAAUCAGGCAGGAAAUCUGCGUGCCACACAGGCAAAUUCUCAAAUUAGCCUUGCGUUCAGCGGAGGUGGCGAGCCACAGCAGUACGAUAUUUAUGCUAUAUAUGAGCUACUCAUGUCAUCAGUUGUUGCAUCUAUAUCGUACAGUCUAGCUCGAGACCAUGGAAUGAUCCCUUUGAACUAUCGGACUUUCGCAUCAUUUUCGAUCGCUGAGCCUCCCGCAAACAGCUUUGAGUCAGACUUCGCAGACAAGCCAUCAUGGUUGACUUCUCUGGAUGUACAUUGGACCAGUGCCGGGUCCCUUGUGAUAUCCACCAUCUCGAAGUGGCGACCUGAUAUGCACCAAUUGAGCAGCCCUAUUGGUAGCGGCUCUGUGGGACCGCCAAUAUCAAAACUUAAGCCAGGCAGUGUUCUCCGAAUUGCACCGAAUGGUAUACUAGCUGUUUUCCUUGGGUUUGAGCGCUCAGGACUAACUGACGGUGACGACGAGAACGUCAGAGAGCAACGAAAACGGCCAAGAAUCAGGAAUGAAGUAGACGACAUCCAGAAAUGGAAAAUCUACACCAAUAGUUGGCUAGCGAGAAAGGGCCUAGGUUCAUUUGUACAUGACUAUAACACUAAGCCUUGGGCUAGGAUUCAAAUUACGUCCGACACCAUACCGUCUGUGUUGGAUAGUCCAUCCCUCGCCAACCAAGCUUGCGAACUGCUUUGGCCAUCCGGCCUAUGUUUUUCUUACGACGCUUCCAUGCAGAGAUGGGACCCAACUACUUCAGUCCGUUCUCCUUCAGGACUUGAAGACUAUUUCACUUCACCAAAUUCCGUGGACCAGGGCUUGGAUUGGUUUCAGACGCCUGAGUCGAUAGGAUAUCAAGAUCCGUUGGACGUGGCGCAGCAAUGGUUUUGUGAUAAACCAGAAAGGGACAAAGCGCAAGAAGCUCGUAGAAAGGCUCAACAAGCUGAAGAGGAGGCCCAGACCAAGGAUGAUUCUAAUGCGCUAUAUCCUUCAUCCCCACUAUAUUCCAGGUCUGGAGCGUGGGGCGAUCUGCAGGCGGUGAGCGGUGUUUAUCCAACCCCACCGGAUGGAGUGGCUCCCCAAGGCCCUGUCGCCUCCUCUGGGGGUGAUAUUCCUCACAUUUCAGGUCCAAUCGGUAGUAUGGAUGGAAUGCUGUCUCAAGACUCGAACCCGCGUUCAUCCGAUCUUCCAGGAACAGUUGACACUGACGGCACAGGACUUCUGGGUAUGCCUGAACCGUCGCCCAAACUCUCACAUCCUUUCGAUUCACAGCCAGAUAUAAACUUCAGUUCUUCCCUACAUGGAGGAAAUGACGAUUUAUUUGAAGAUAUGGACGAAGACACGUAUGAUGGGAAUGGAGUUACGGACGCUGAUUUCAAUUUCUUUGACGAGCCAGAUGGUGACGACUUUGGCGAUAUGGAUGGUGUGGAGGAAACGAACGACGACGCGCAACCCGAGGAUUUGCCACAAAACCAAACCGAAGAGUCUCAUGACCAGAAGGAAGACGCAAAAGUGGACCCUGCCCCUGAAUCUGCGGUUCUCGCCGGCAAUGCCACCGACCGACAUCUGGAUCUCAGGCCUGGAAAACGAUUGCAGUCAGAUCCCCAUCAGCAGGGAAACGCCGAAGAGAAAAUUGGAGAGGAAAUCACUCGCGUUCUGGCUGUGGACGAGCCAAUAAUUCAGAGUCCAGAGCAGGAAGAGCAUGUCCCCAGUCCACCUCUGAGUCCAAAAAUGAUCAUAAAAAAGCUUCUUCCGCGGCAUGAUGGUAUGCCCGAUCAAGCUACUUCUCAAGGUCGGCACCAAACUCCUGCGAAACGUAAGGGGAGCAUUUUUGAUCCCUUGGCUUUCAACCAGAGUAUGAGUCUCGCAGACUCCAAAUACAGCGACGGUCGAUUUCAUUUUCCUGAAUCGGAUGGAGGAGAUGCUUCAUCCUCAACACCUAGCAAGUCCAAGACACCCCUCUUGAAACACCAGAAGCCCACUUCCCAACGUUUCUCGGUCUUGUUGGACCUACGCGGGUCCUUAGGCCGGACUGAGACCAUCAUGGAGGAAAAACUCCCUCUGGAUGAAGGCGACAUCAGCGACACUUCGAGUGGCGACUUGGACUCCGAGCCCGAAGCCCGAUCUCCUAAGCUCGAUCCUUUGCCAAUAGCCCUCUCAUGGCCGACAAAAAGGAAGUGGAUUGCUGACGAGACUGCUACUCCUAUGUCCGCUACGUCAUUUGCAGACUCUAGGCUUGGUGGGGAUAAUACCGAGCAUAUUCUUGGCCGACCUCUGCUCCAAACCGAUCAAGCCUGUCUUGGAGGCUUUGAACCUAGUCCAUGGGACUGGUCGCUAGCCAACAUGCCUUCUCCGAUAGAAGGACAGGUCUCGACUGCUCGAGCAGACUUGGCCUUUCCUUCGCCAGGCCUAUCCCCAAUGCCCACUACACUUUCCCAAAUUGAAAUCUCUCCUUCUGACGAGAAGGUCCCGUUGAGUGGCAAGGACAUGAUAGCGGUCGCUCAGAUUCUAACUGAUCAAAUUGUUUCAUCGACGCUCGACAUUCUUAAUGAGGAGGUUAGCUUUGGUAACGGUCCUAGUUUUGGUCGCCUACUGGAAGCAGGAGAUGCCCUUGACCCUACGAAAACUGUCCAGGAUACCGCCAAGCAGCUUUUCGAGAAGGCAGUUGAUUGCGACGUUACAAAAUUCGUGUGCGUCCAGGACGUCUUUCCUGAUAUUCCCCAGGCUGGAAAAGGACAUCAACCGAAGGCGGUCCCCCGGAGAAUGAAUACAUAUGGACAAGGGGACGGCACCGGCUCCCCGGGACAUCUGAUCUACCCCGUCGCUUCUCCUCAUAUCCGCGUUCGACGUUCAGAUGCCCUGUGGGACCUUCUUCCGACUGCCCUAUCGUUUUGGGAACCGUUGGGUCUAGCUCCGACCAGCGGGCCUAAGAACAUCAUAACGUAUUGCGUGUACCCAUACAGCGAGUCACUUACAGCUCGAGUAGAGACGUUUUUGAACAACCUUGGGAUAGUGUACGAAGGUUGCAAACUGGGAACCCACGUUCGAAGCGAUGCCAUCGAAGAGUUCAAGGGAGGCCUAGUCCCAACGCAAGUCACAGGCCCAGCUACAAAACGCAGCGUCUUCCAAGAAUUACGGGAGACAUGCCGUCGACUUGGAGACGAGCUCUCGCAGUCGUAUCUGGAUAUGCGUGAAAAAGAUGACACCUCGAAGAUUGAUGCUUUCGUCAUAUAUAUGAUCGACCCGUUUGCAGAGCCGGUUGCACUUUGGGAGCUCUGCUCUGCAUUCUGGUCAUUAUUCGGAUCGUAUGGGCAAGGAACUCAAGCUAAUACCCCGAGACCUGAUCUAGUACUUCAAAUCAUACCGAUGAAGUACAUUGCCUCUUUCAACGCACCAGUAGUACUAGAGCCUGCCACUCUCAUGAAUCUCGCUCGCGAGGUAUACGACAGAUGUCCUCCAAAUGCGGUCAACUCCGACAAGACACCUUUGAGCAUCUUCUCUGCUCCGUCCAUCCAGUUGGAGGAGGCCUUACCGAGGAGCAUUCAGUUCAAGCUUGCUUCGGAUCCUCCCGCUGACCUUCUGCGGGAAAACUCUUAUAUGCAUCUCGGAUAUGCGAUCAGCUUGGACGGUGCAUGGAUAACAGCGGCAUGGACAGACAGCUGUGGAAAAUCACAGGCGGUGGUGUCGUACAACUCGAAAGGACGGCCUUUCAACGAAAUCGCACGGGAGAUCUGGCAGACAACUAUCGAAAUCCUACACAGCAGGAGAGUAACCUGGCGCAUAUGCAUCGCCAAGGCGGGCGUGAUGGAGCGUGAAGAGAUCGAAGCAUGGAUCCUCCUCGCCUCCUCGCCCACCCAGCUCAACCUGUUCAUCACCCUUCUGACCGUCGAUGCCAACCCGCCACUCUCGUUUACUCCAACUCUCCCUAGCAUGCCCACCGCCGCUCCCUCUAGAGAUCCAAACGCCUCCACACCAGUGUCCACGCCCCAGCCCGGCGUCUCCCCCGACCAACACGGUCUCACGCCCGCGGCGACCCCUUCCGACGCCGUAGACCCUAGCGCAGACCCAGACGCCCGCCUCGUCGACGUCACCGAUGAAACCUGGGGUCUCAUCCUCUCGCACCGCCUCCACAACUCCCACUCCACCAUCGACUACCGGCCCGCUCUCAUCAGCGGGCUACUCGUCAAACGCGGGUCCGGCUCCACCUCACCCUCUACCUCUCCCACCUCCCGUAGUCCCCUCAUCAUAAACGUCAACAUCCUCUGGGUCGGCGCAGUCGGCGGCACGCGCGCUGCUACAUCUCCGUUUCCAGCGACUCCUGGUGCUGGUGAUGGUGUUAACCUAGGGGCGGGGACGGAAAGGAGUUCAAGUAGUAUGAGUUGGACGAGUACGGCACAGAGCCGCAGCACAGCGGAAAAUCUGCUGAAGGAAGUGCUGAGCCAGUUCCGGGGAUUGGGGUUGUUGGCACGAUUGAGGGGCGUCAGGGGAUGUAGACACGGUGUUGUGCCGUGGCAUGUUGCGGUAGCCAGGAGGGGAGUAGAGGGGGUGGGAAGGUGUGUGGAUUGA